UACGACUAAACAUAAUGUUUGUUACCUCCGCAGAUGAGCCUGGGGUAAUGUUUACCACUAGUAACUAAACAUAAUGUGUGUUACCCCACAGAUGAGCCUUGGGGUGCGGGUGGAGGUAGUGUUACUGGACGAUCGUCGACUACAGUUGAACGUUGGACCUCGCUUGUUGACCCACGAGCUCCUAGCUAUGGUCGCAUCUCACUUCAUCCUCAAGGAGAGUCAGUACUUCUCACUCGCCCUCCUCGACUCCACGGGUCACUACCAGUGGUUGUCGCACGACCGGCGGGUCGUGGACCACGACGCUGUCAGGACUCUCAACGGCGCUCCCCUCACCCUGUACUUCCUAGUCAAGUGAGUACACUCAGUAUCAUCUCAUCUUGUACACCACUGCUAAGACAGUGUAUUGGUCAUAUAUGUUCAUGCUUGUAUCCUCUUACUACCCUCUACUUCCACGUCACCUUCAUCAGCUGAGUUGAAACGCUAGUUUAUUCACAGUAAACCUCCACACUGGCAAUGAAAAAAUGAACUACGUUUCGGUCGUCGUCCAAUGUCGAUCGAAAUGUGUGGUUUCAGGGUUCAUUGCGAAUUGUUCCAGCUACGUUACUGUAAUUUUUAUUAUUCUAUUUUUGUUCAUGGUCUUCAGAGUGUACCAUCCUCUCCCUGAACACUUCACUACCAACCCCCAGCAUUGCUUCUUUCUACUUGCUCUUUAUCGUGUAGUUAGCGCGUGCCUAGCAUUCUUACAUUUCCCACCAGGCUUAAUUAAGUGUAAACUUAAAGUCCCGUCUAAUAUAUAUUUGUGAGAGGCACUACACUCGAACCUAUGAACUCCGGCGUGUGUACCUCAGGCGGAUACAGAUACUUCUGUAAGACUUACUCC
Cherax quadricarinatus is the source of this 880-nucleotide messenger RNA. The record is from RefSeq and is a predicted model, not a curated record. NCBI's taxonomy places the organism in Eukaryota, Metazoa, Arthropoda, Malacostraca, Decapoda, Parastacidae.